AUGAUUAUUUUAUUCUUUCUAAUCUGCAUUAAAUAAAUAGUGAACCAAAAAAUCGAAAAGACUUAUUAGAGAGUGUAGGGUGUUUAAUCUUUCUCAAUAACCAAUUUAACAAAAGACGGCUUUCCUAUGAGAUCAAAGAUAACCAUAUCUCUUACAUACUUUGAUGGAGAAAUACCUAUUCUUUUAUUGUGUCCAAACAAACCAAAUGCCACUGUGUCGAUGGAAUAUGAUUCAAUCACAAAGUAAUUAAAAAUUAUAACUACUAGAGAAUAAUGUACUUAUGAUGCUAAUGCAUAUGAAGAUAAUAGUAAGAAGUAGGUUGUAUCUCUUUAGGACAGAUUAGAAAUGAACAAAUAUCAUUCAAAUUUCAAUAUUUAUGAAUUUAAAGAAAGGGGUUUAUUUAUCGGGGCACUUUCAAAACUGCAAUCUUCAUUCAAAAUUCACGCAGAGAUAAUACCAUUAUCAGGGUGUGCAAAGUAAAAAGAAUAUUAACCAAAUUAGAGAUUGUCGAUACGGAGGAAGUUGUUUUUAAGGAGUUUGUUAGUGCACGAAGGGAUCAUUUGGAGAUGAUUGCAGUAUUCAAGGUUUGGAUAUUUUGUAAUAAACAACUCUUUCAUCAGAUUAUUUAUAUUAUUUAGAUAUUGAAUAAUUAACUGGAACAACUUUUUUAAGAGUCCUAUCAAGCUCUAUAACUCUCAGAUCCUAAUGUUAUGCUGAAAACCCUUAAAUUAACCAUGGAACUCAAGUCUUAACCAAUUUGAUCUAAAUAGACCAUAAUAGGAUCUAGGAUUGCAAAGAUGUUACCUUUUUAGUUUCAGAUUAAAUGCAGGUACAACAAACACCUUAUUAUUUAUUUAAACUUCCCAAUUAAAGUUUGGUUGAAAUAAUCGAGAUAAAUGACGAAAAAGUAAGCAUUUCAACAAUUCUGUUCAUUUUAUUCAUCCCUUUAUCAAUUAUUUUUAUCACAUUUAUGAUUUGUUGUUGCUAUAAAUUGUUUAAAAACAAAGCAUUUUAAUAACAAAAUUUAUAAACUGAGCCAAACCCAACCACAUAUGUUGAUUUGUAUAUACCAACUUACAAAUUUUAAGAAAUCAAAGAUACUGAUGUUCAUACGAUUAGUUUAGAUUAUUAGUAUUGCUCAAUUUGCUUAGAAAAAUUUGAUCUCUAAAAUAAUGUUAAGAUUACGUAUUGCAAACAUUUGUACCAUUCAAAGUGCUUGCAACUCUGGAUUGAAAAAAUAAAAGUAACUUCAAUAUUAAUAUUAAAUUAGGUUUGUCCUCUUUGUAGAGCUCCAUUGGAUGAGCAAACUAUUAUAUCAAUGCAAACUCAAAAAUCUAUGAGUAUUAUUGAUUAGAUUACAAAUAAAAGUACUAACAAAUUAAAACCAUCAUAAGCAUCUCUGAGUUUUUUACAUAACCAUAACAUGACUAGGUUUUAAAAUACUAAUUAUCAACGCAGUCUAGCUUGCAUAGAUUAAUGA
This is a messenger RNA of Paramecium octaurelia, 1480 nucleotides long. Lineage: Eukaryota; Ciliophora; Oligohymenophorea; Peniculida; Parameciidae. The record is from the annotation of a GenBank genome assembly.